AUGCUUUGGGUGAGGAUGAUACUGUUACGCGUCGGGAGAGUGUUUCAGAUCUCAAUUACCGCUGCGCUUGCAGCUAGGAUCCGGCACUUAGAAAUAGAAAGACAAGUUCAGAGCCUCAGCUCUCCGUCGACAUACCACUGUUUCACAAAAUCAAUCUGUUUGGGCUGGACCUGGUAUUCUUUUAGUGGACUGGGCAUUCUAAAGCGGAAACUUCAUUGCGAUAGGCUUACUUUGAGACGCUGA
Molecule: messenger RNA, 243 nt
Organism: Pochonia chlamydosporia 170
Lineage: Eukaryota; Fungi; Ascomycota; Sordariomycetes; Hypocreales; Clavicipitaceae
Exons: 1
Coding region: 1-243 (80 amino acids)
Source: RefSeq, a predicted model, not a curated record